AUGGAUAUGUUGGACUCCGAUAGUACGUUGUCUUCAGAGACAUUCCUUUCGACGUGUUCUCUGGACGAUAUUAUCGCUCAUUCCCUUCGGUACGAAGCAGACAAGGACAUUUCUGAGCUAAAGGAUACGGAGAAUGUGUCUUUGGUUUAUCAUUUUUUAAGGCAUAUUUGGACUUCCAUGACAGAUGCGUCCGUCUACACUCCACUUGAAGGUGUUGCUGAUAUUGAUGGAGUGAUCCCUUUUCUUCAUUCUUCCAUAUCUCGCCAGCAAGUUGCUGAGCGCAUUUUGGAUUUUCUAUCGCAUUUUCGUGAGGAUUCUUCAGACGACGGUACUGGUGAUGGAGACAAUACAGUGUCGUCGUUACGUAAUGUGGCGCAGGGUCACCUUUUAACAAGUUUUAAAGUCCUGUCAAGCUACUUAUUGUCUGGUAUUGUUCGAGGUAACGGGAUGGUUUCAUCUAGUUACGGAAUUCUGUGUCUGGCGGAGGUAUAUAUGUACAUGAUUCCUGCGGCGCUUGACCUUUCUCUUUUCUUGGACCUACUGACCGAUUUGGUAAAGGGUCUGCCGAUAGAGGGUGCUAAGGCAUUAUGUCAAUUUUUGUAUGAGCGCACAACAUUUUUGCGCAAUGCAUUCAAGUCUUUGGAGGCGUCUGCAACAAGUACACGCCUUGUUCAGACUGCAGGGGCUAAAAUGAUCGGUUUGGUUCGAGUGUUGGAAGGCAUAUUAGGGGAGAGUGCGGAUUGUGAUAUUCCUGUCCAGGUUUUCAACACAAGGAUCACUAUGACUAGUUGUUUGCCCAUAUCUCAUUUGGGAGUGUGUAAUAGACAAUCUUUCUCUGCUUACAUGGAGCCUGUUCGAAAGGGAUCGCUUGAGGAGUGGAAGUCGGAGUUGGCUUUGACCCUUCGAAAGCGUGCUCAUGGUAUUUCUCCAUUUGAACUCAGCAAUUACGAGGCUAUUGCUGGAAAUGUUGGUUUCCCUAACAGUGUAUCUGGCGAUAUAUUCGAUGUUAAGUCGUUAAUUGGUUCGUCUAACGAUCGCUCUGCUGUUAUGCAGUCCCUACAACAUAUACCAUCGUAUACGGUCUACUGUGACUAUUGCGAUUUGCUUAACUUUAUCUUCAACCCAUUAAUAAUAACGGAUAAAACCCAAGAGUACAUGGAGAGUUUGCAUUCGCAAUUUCAAUCGGUGGCAAACCACAUUCUUAUGUUGGCUGAGAAGGUUCCUCGUUACGAACAGGAACAGCCAUGGGUGAUGCCGCUGACGACCAACAUCUCAUUUUUCAUCUCUCGCUGCGCAAGUCUAUCAUUCUGGACGACGUUUCUCUCCGCUAGCAGUCUCGCUGUUCAGUCACUAAAAAUAUCGCAUAAGCGCACUGCACCUACGGAAAGUAUCUAUUCUCUCCUUCGUGAUAAGUCAGCUGCUUCAUUGGAUGCUAUCGAGAGGAUCUUAAGCCAAUGUACAUCCAAGGUUAGCGGCUUAUCGUCGACAUUGGAGCGCCUUCUUUCUCGGGAAAAGGAAUGGAUAUUAUGGAAACAGCGCGGUUGCGUAGCGGACCCUCUUCGGCCAAUAACUACCGACGUUUUAACGUCGCCUGGCGAGCCUGCCCUCUCUGAUAGUGGCUCUGAUGAGAGCUACAUGCUCGAUUUUGUGGAGAUGUUGUCAGAACUGGAAUCACUAAGUUACGUGGGUGAGGACGGUCUUCCGGAGCUUGGUUCUAAUCUGUCUCUUUCUAUUGACGAUCUAAAACUGAAUCGGCAAGCCACAGCGUGGUAUUUGGAAAACCGUGCAACCGAAGGUACUGCCAGCAGCGCUAGUGAACGUCUAAGUCAGAAACUGGAUGAUUAUGUUGAGAAGAUGCGUAUGGACGCUGAUCCCGAAAACGGUAUAGAAGAGUCUGAGCACAGCAAAUAUGACCCUAUGUUCCGUUUCCGUUUCAAUCGUUUAUUCGCGGGUCAACACGUGCAGAAGUACAUGGAGCUAAGCAAUGAGGAUAUAGCUUCAGGUAGUCUUGAGUGUCUGGCUGAAUCGUUGAGUUGGGGUGACGAUUACACGUCUAAAAAGAAUCGCAAGCGUGAAAAGAGCUGA
Messenger RNA from Babesia sp. Xinjiang, 2085 nucleotides. RefSeq lists its product as uncharacterized. The transcript has 6 exons. NCBI's taxonomy places the organism in Eukaryota, Apicomplexa, Aconoidasida, Piroplasmida, Babesiidae. The record is from RefSeq and is a predicted model, not a curated record. The coding region runs from base 1 to 2085 and encodes 694 amino acids.